Messenger RNA from Ictalurus furcatus (blue catfish), 4408 nucleotides. It is a transcript of the gene phlpp2, whose product is annotated as PH domain and leucine rich repeat protein phosphatase 2. NCBI's taxonomy places the organism in Eukaryota, Metazoa, Chordata, Actinopteri, Siluriformes, Ictaluridae. Gene Ontology annotation, molecular function: protein binding. The transcript is spliced from 19 exons. Bases 74 to 4120 code for a protein of 1348 amino acids. The record is from RefSeq and is a predicted model, not a curated record.
AGGAGGAGGAGGAGGACGAAGCUCGGCUGCUCCCGCUGCUGCUCCUGCAGGGAUCCGGGUUUUAAAGCGUAACAUGAAGCGGAACGGCGGCCGGGCCUGUGUGACCAGGAAGUCUCGCUUCGGCUCCCGUGAGAGGGACUGGCUGAAGGGUGACGCCCAGCGCGGGUGUGUGUGUCUGUACGGAGCCACCGAGGUCGUAACCCCGGGACCCCAGACCUCAUCCACGACCCAGCCCGACCUCAGACUGGUGCUCUGCUCCACCAGUACCACGGUGGAGGAGCUGUGUGCCCAGCGUCACGGCCAGGGCCUUUACCUGCAACUGCAUGGAGACCUGAUCAGGAGGCUGGAUUCGUCUGAGCGUCCUCUUCAGAUGGUGUACGAUUAUCUGACCACUAUGGGCUACGACGAUCCUGUGCGUGUCCAGCAUGAAGCGGCGAACUCCGACCUCAGCUGCAUGAUUCGCUUCUACACCGAGCGACCGGCAAACACUGACCAGCAGGACCGGACCCUCCUGAAGGGCGUGUUCAACGUGCGCAAGGGCAAGACUCAGCUUCACAAGUGGGCGGAGCGACAGGUGAUCCUGUGCGGCACGUGUCUCAUCGUGGCGUCCGUGAAGGACAGUCUGACGGGGAAGAUGCACAUCCUGCCUCUGGUCGGGGGGAAGGUGGAGGAAAUGAAGAGGAGGCAGCACUGCCUGAUGUUCAGCUCGGCCGGACCUCAGGCUCACACCUACUACGUUAACUUCGACACGCUGGCCGAGUAUCAGCGCUGGCAUCGGCAGGCCUCGAAAGUGGUAUCUCAGACCAUCAGCUUGGUGGAUUUGUCCUGCUACAGUCUGGAGGAGGUUCCUGAAUAUCUCUUCUACGGCCAAGACGUCACACACCUCAACCUGCGCCACAACUUCAUCAGUCUCGAGGGUCCUGGAGGUCUUUGCAACUUUAACAGGUUCACUCAGCUCAAGAGUCUCAACCUGUCUCACAACCGACUAGGCGUGUUCCCCGAGGCUGUUUGUGAAAUCCCGACUCUAUCCGAGCUCAACCUGUCCUGUAACGGUCUCGGCUCCGUGCCCGCUCGCAUCGGCAACCUCCAGAGCUUGCAGACUCUCUCUCUGGAUGGGAAUCACUUGAGCUCUCUGCCUGAUGAGCUGGGGGAUCUGGUGCAGCUCUGCAGUCUCGGGCUCUCCUUCAACACGUUCCCUCACAUCCCCGCCGUGCUGGAGAGGCUCAGCGCUGUGGACCGGCUGCUCAUGGCCGGGAACCGAGUCGAAGCCUUGGAGCUCUGCAGCCUGCUGAGGAUGAGUCACGUCAAGAACAUCGAUUUACGACUAAACGGGCUCCGCAGUGUGAAAAGUGAGACUCUGGAGCCCAUAAAGCAGCUCAUCCAGCUGGACCUGAGGGACAACCGGCUGACCGAACUGAACCUGUGCGCGACCUGUAACCUGGACACUCUGCACUGCGAGCGCAACCAGCUGGAGGCGCUCACGCUCAGCGGCUUCACGCUACGUAGCCUGUACGCCAACAAUAACCGUUUAUCUACAAUCAGCAUCUAUCCAGUUCCUAAUCAGCUGACGCACAUGGACGUGUCCUGGAAUGUUCUGGAAUGCCUGCCCGACUGGGUGUGUGACAGCAGAAAGCUCGAGGUGCUGGACGUCUCCCACAAUCUUCUGCUGGAGCUCCCGGCCAGACUGCUCAGUGGUCUGAGUCUGAGGAAGCUGCUGGUUGGCAGUAACGCGUUACAGUGUGUUCCUGAUUUACUCGAUCACAUCCCUCUGGAAACCCUCGACCUGCAGCACAACAAACUCACUGAGCUCCCGGAGAACUUCUUCUCCAAGGCCUUAAAUUUAAAAUACCUGAACGUAUCCGCCAACGCGCUGGAGACAAUCCCGCCGAGUAGCCAAACCGAGGAGAGCCUCAGCACCCUCCAGGAGCUCUACCUCACCGGGAACAACCUGAACGAGAACUGCGCCGCCCUGCUGGUGGGACACCAGAAUCUGCGGGUUUUGCACGUGGCCUAUAACCAGCUGCUGUCAUUCCCUGCCAGUAAGCUGAGCAAGCUGGAGCUGCUGGAGGAACUGAAUGUGAGCGGUAACAAGCUGAAGACCGUCCCCUCCACUGUGUCCAGCUGUAAGAGACUUCACACCCUCAUCUCACACUCCAACCACAUCAGCGUCUUCCCCGAAGUCCUCAACCUGCCCGAGAUAAAGCUGGUGGACGUGAGCUGUAAUGAGCUCACCGAGAUCCUGCUGCCCGAUUCUGUCCCGGCCACGCUGCAGGAACUCGACCUGAGUGGGAACAGCAGCCUGAUGCUGGAACACAAAACCCUCAACCUGUUCAGUCAUAUAACUACUUUGAAGCUGGACCAGAAGCCGUCUCUGACCGCGGCGGACUCGCAGGGCUCGUGUGUACUUUGGGAUCACGGCUACGCCGAGAUGAGCGGCCAGAGGAACAAGCUGUGUGUGUCCGUGCUGGCCAUGGAUCGAUUCGGGGACAGCGUGGAAGCGGUUUACGGGAUUUUCGACGGCGACCGGAAUGAGGAAGUGCCGCGGUUGCUGCAGUGCACCAUGGGAGACGUGCUGGCUGAAGAGCUGCAGCACAGCAGUGUGGACAGCGUGUACAUGUGCAACACGUUCCUCACCUCACACAGAAAGCUGGGGAUGGCGGGGCAGAAGCUCGGGGCGUCGGCUCUCCUCUGCUACAUUCACCACGAGUCCUCUGAGUCGAGCAGCUACUUCAGCCUGACCGUGGCCAAUGUAGGAACCUGCCAGGCUUUGCUGUGCCGCGAAGGCCAACCGCUGGCCUUGUCCAAAGUCCUUAGCCUGGAGCAGAGUGCUGAAGAGAUGGAGAGGGUCAAAACAGCCAAGGCAAUUAUCACUGAGGACAACAAGGUGAGUGGUGUUACCUGCUGCUCUCGGCUGUUGGGAUGCUCCUAUCUGUUCCCCUGUGUCCUUCCUAAGCCCUGGGUACGAACUGAACCGCUUUGCGCUCAGGAUGAGUUCCUAAUCUUGGGCAACAGGGCACUUUUCCAAUAUCUGUCUUACCAAGAGGCAGUGACUACUGUGCUGGCUGUCCGAGACCCUCGAGCCGCUGCCAAAAAGCUUUGCACGCUUGCCCAGAGUUAUGGGUGCAAGGACAAUGUCGGUGCAGUAGUUGUAGCUCUGCGCAUUGGCGAGGACAGUUGUACUUGUGAGCCUACGCUCUCCACAGAGGUCCGAGGACCCCCCAUACCAAACCCCAUUCCCAUAUCUGUGCCACCUCUUGACCCGGCCACUCCUUCUUCAAGUAGUGGCAUUGCCUCAGAAUUCAACAGCGAGACCUCUGCGUCUGAGGUGGGAAGUGAGGCUGGAUCCACGGCGUCUGAUGAACACACUUCUUCGGGUCCAAAUGCACGACAUGAACGCCGCUGCAGCUUGCACCCAGCUGCCACGAUUUGCAACACUGGAGGUCCUGGAAGUCUAGGGGUUGGAACUCAUCCUGCUCUGUUCCAGCGCCAACCAUCCUCCGCGACAUUUUCCAGCAACCAGUCUGACAAUGGUCUAGACAGCGACGAUGAGGCUCCACUGGAGGGCGUCAUUUCCAAUGGGAGUAAGUUGGAAGUCGAGGUGGACAUCCACUGCUGUGCUUUCCAGCUUCGCUCUGGGCGUCCGGAAAGCCCCAAGGAACUAGAUAUCCGCGGCACCAACUACACCAAUAGCAAGAUGCGCCGUCAGAACAGUGUGGUGGUGUCAACCGCUAACGGCUGCCUUCUUGCUGUCUGUGGCCGAGAGAUCUCGGACCUCAAGAAAUCUCCAUCUACGUCCAGUUUGUUUGGGAAGAAGCUCUCUAAUGGUUCUGUUGUGGCACUUGAGGACAGUCAUAACAUCAUUGAGGUAGCACUCGAAGCACCGAAGAAGAAGUCUGGUUACUUUGCAGCACCUGCCCAACAAGAUCCUGAGGAUCAAUUAAUCAUACCUCCCAGUCUUGAACAAGAUGUUCGGGAGCAGCUGAGGGGCCAAAGUCCUGUGGUUUCUGGCCCUCCGCCACCCUUACCACCUCCCACAAGCAGAGGUUCAAACUGGGAUCACCCUCACCCUGGUCUCCCUCCUGCUACCUUUCAACAGGAGGUCUACGACACUGCUCUGUAGUGGGUACUACCCGCGGUGACCUAGUGCCAUAUUGUGGAGGUGGAUGUGGUUCAUUUUGCUUUGAUUUUUAUUUUCCAGUUCUUAUUCAGCUCUGACAUUGUGUGAAGACCUGCAUGUGCUAUGUGGUGACAUCCCACUUACCUGGAGCGGUCUCUGGUAAACCUAAGAAGUGGAAAAUAUUGACAAAAAGUGCACAAAUUUCAAGAACAGUAAAACAAAAUCUUGAUAGUUGGCUGUCUAGCAAAAACCACAUGAACUAAAAUACCUCAUACACAACCUUGCAUAACU